CUGCUGCACUGCGCCGCCCGCCACGGGCAUCGGGACAUCCUGGCCUAUCUGGCCGAGGCCUGGGACAUGGACAUCGAGGCUGCCAACCGAGACUACAAGCGGCCCCUACACGAAGCUGCCUCCAUGGGUCACCGGGACUGUGUGCGGUACCUGCUGGGCCGAGGAGCUGUGGUCGACUGCCUGAAGAAGGCUGACUGGACUCCUCUGAUGAUGGCUUGCACAAGGAAGAAUCUCGAGGUGAUCCAGGACCUUGUAGAACAUGGUGCAGAUCCGCUUCUGAAGAACAAAGAUGGCUGGAACAGUUUCCAUAUUGCCAGCCGAGAAGGGGACCCUCCAAUCCUCCAGUACUUGCUCACCGUUUGCCCAGAUGCCUGGAAGACAGAGAGCAAAAUUAGCAGAACUCCUCUGCACACGGCAGGCAAAAACUGCCUGGCUCAACUCAAAAGGGAGGAGAUAGCAAUGCAUGGCUGUUUAGAGGCAGUAAAGGUGCUUCUUCAGAGGUGUCAAUAUCAACCAGACUGCAGAGACAAAUGUGGCCUCACACCCUUUAUGGAUGCAAUUCAAUGUGGGCACAUCAACAUAGCCAGGCUGCUCCUCGAAAAACAUAAGGCUUGCAUUUGUGCUGAGGAUUCCCUGGGAGCCCAGGCUAUACACAGGGCAGCAGUCACUGGGCAGAAUGAAGCCAUCCGAUUCUUGGUAUCUGAACUUGGCAUUGAUGCAGACGUGAAAGCAACAUCAACCCACCUUACAGCACUUCAUUAUGCAGCUAAGGAAGGACAUGUGAGUACAGUUCAGAUGCUCAUUUCCUUGGGUGCUGACAUCAACUCUAAAGAUGAAAGAAAUCGAUCAGCCCUACACCUGGCCUGCGCGGGUCAGCACCUGGCCUGCAUCGAGUUUCUUCUACGGUCUGGGCUGAGGGACUCCCCAGACAUCACGGGCACCCUGGCUCAACAGCUGACACGGAACACAGACAUCCUUCAGUGCUUCGGCCACAGCAUGACGGCAUGAGGGUGUUUCUAAAAGACAGUAAAACUCAUGGUAACUUAAAUCCUGCUGCUUAAGUCAUUACCAGGUUCAGUGAAAUCUGCGGAUAGUUGCUGUCCUCUUCCCUCCCUCCCCUGCACUCCACCGCAGCUGAGAGUCCCAGAGGAUGUGGACGCUGGCUUCCAAAUGGAGGGAUGGACACACUAAAAAUCUCUUCUUACCUGCAUUUCAUUUUGUGGCCUUAAAAUGGAUUUAGAUGAUGUUUGUGAGGUCAGCGUCUGGACUCCUUAGAAAGCAUUUAACAUGCAGGAAUAUAAUAUAGUAUACAUGCUUUUAUAUAUAUAUUUGUACAUAUAUAUGAAAUGUUUUAUAGUAAACAUAUUAUAAGGCAGUAAUAAUAUUAAAAAUAUAGCAUAUUACUGUUCACUUGAGCUAUAAAUAAUUGUCCUGUUUACUUUCUUUCAUGGGCAUUUUCUUAGUUGUUACAUGGUUUAAUUUGGUUUUGUAGCCAGAGAGAAUUGCUUAUAAUCUAUUUUAUUUACAUAGACAUUUUCAAGGAAUUUAUGAAAAUGUUUUCUAUAUUCUAAGCACUGCUAGUUAAGCUAUGUUAUGGUCUUGAGGUUAUUUUUUUUUUUUUUAUUAGAGAGUUCUGUAUUGACUCUCUUUAGGUAAUCAGUACACCUAAAAAAUGAACCUAGGAUAAUUUCAAAACUUUUCUACUACCUCAGUUGAGGAGAGGGGUUUGUUGUUAAAGCCUGCAGGUCACAUUUCCUGUUGCAUGCCAUCUGCCAUCACGACCUGUGAUUGUGAAGGAAUGAAUACUUGUUGUACCUUUUAAGAAAUUUGUAGCAAUUUAAACAUAUUGAAGAUAGGAUGAGUGCUCAGGCAUUUGGAUUCUCUUCCUUUUAUUUAUUUUUUGUAUCAUUUUCUCUGAAUUGAAGAGGAUAGUAAUUAGUCUAAGUCAGUCUGUUGAAAGAUCAAAUGCAUCCAUCACAAGCAAGACCUGAUCUCCUUGUUUAGUGUAGUCCCAUGAAAGCUUGUCACACAUCUAGCUAUUCUCAGCAGUGUAUGGGGCUGGGUGAACAGUCAGAAAUUCCAAUUCUUCUUUAUUAUUCCCAGAUGGAACUGACUGAGUCCUCUACCCAACAAUCAGAUAAACAUACUUGAUUAUAUAAUCUUCUCUUGUGACCUCUAUAUUACAUACUGCAUCUGCACUGAUUCAAGCUGCAGUUACAUUUCCUGUGGCUUCAGAGACGUCUGUGUGUCUGCCCUUUGGGUCUGAAGAUGGCCUGUUAAUGUGCAGGCGGGAUGGGAGAUCAGUCUGGUGCUGGCCAUCUCAUCUCUUCAGCACACAUGUGAAGCAGCUUCUUUUAAAAAAAAAUUUUUUUAUUUUAUUGAUUUUUUACAGAGAGGAAGGGAGAGGGA
Myotis brandtii (Brandt's bat) is the source of this 2409-nucleotide messenger RNA. It is a transcript of the gene ANKRD16, whose product is annotated as ankyrin repeat domain 16. NCBI's taxonomy places the organism in Eukaryota, Metazoa, Chordata, Mammalia, Chiroptera, Vespertilionidae. The record is from RefSeq and is a predicted model, not a curated record. The coding region runs from base 67 to 1008 and encodes 313 amino acids. The transcript is spliced from 8 exons. Gene Ontology annotation, molecular function: protein binding.